AAAUUAUUAUCCGCUCCACACGGCUCUAUAGCCGUCUACGGGGCGUGCGUCGCACAUCGAAGCAAGCCACUCGGGCCCUCUCGAGCGUGGGCUGGCGUGGGCGCAAUUUGAAGCGUCGCCGUGCUGUCCUUUGCCCCUGAGGCUGCAGGUCACAAAAAUAGACCAAUAACUACGCCGCAAGGAGCGAAUAGCCACAGCUCGUGAACGAUGAGCGACGACAACCCCUUCAGCGACCCCUCCCUGCAAGCGGCCGACCAGAGCCGGACGCAGGAGGAGCUGCCGUCCUGGGCGACGGCGCCCGCCGACGGCGCCCCACCCACGAGCUGGUCACCACCGGAGGACAAUAAAAACGAAGAGGCCUGGUCCGCGCCGCCGCCCAAUGCGCAACCCGACAAUAGUGGAGGCGGCGUCCGCGGCGCCGCGCAACGACUGGAACAGAAACUGCCCCAGACGCGGUCCGGCCUCAUCAUUUCUAUGAGAUUACUAAACAUGGGCGUGUCCAUCCUCAUGGCCGCCGCGGCCAUCAUCAAACUGCUGAGUUUACCAGCCUUCACCAAAGGUGUACUAUGUCUCUACAUCUGGUUCUUCGCGCUGCUCAUAUGCUGCUUCGAGACGCACCUAGCGCAAGUGUCGCGGAUUAUUGGCGAGAACUUCGGGUUUUUAUACAACGUCAAGGGGCGGGUCACGUUCUUCAUACUGGUCUCGUUUUUAUGUUUCAGUAUUGGAUUAAUUGGCCUCAUCUCCGGCGUCGGGUUACUAGUUGCGGCGGCCUACAACGCUUAUGUGAUUUACAAGCACCCCGACUACGAGCGGGAGAUGCUCGAGAACGAUGUGGAGCAGCGGGGCCCGUCGUCCGUGUACGGGGUUGCCGGUUCUGUAGUGGCGCCGCCCGGGGCGUCGUCGGGCGGCGAUUCGAGCUGGCUGGAGGGCGCCGGGGCCGCCGCGGCGCAGAACCCGGAAUUAGCCGCUUCGGUCGGGUCGGCGGCCGUGGGCUGGGCGCGGAAGAACCCGGAGGCGGCGGGGAAGAUCGCGCGCUCGGCCGUCGUUUAACA
Molecule: messenger RNA, 1052 nt
Organism: Pelagomonas calceolata
Lineage: Eukaryota; Pelagophyceae; Pelagomonadales; Pelagomonadaceae
Source: the annotation of a GenBank genome assembly